This is a messenger RNA of Scheffersomyces stipitis CBS 6054, 498 nucleotides long. RefSeq lists its product as uncharacterized. Lineage: Eukaryota; Fungi; Ascomycota; Pichiomycetes; Serinales; Debaryomycetaceae. The transcript has 2 exons. Bases 1 to 498 code for a protein of 165 amino acids. The record is from RefSeq and is a predicted model, not a curated record.
AUGGCCGAAUCUCCAUUCUACGGGGGAAUUCUCUCCUACGACAUCCACACGUACUGGAACAACAACAACGAAAACGAAAGAAAACUAGCAUACGACUUAAGAGAAAAAGUGUUGAAAGAAUUUGCAGACGACAUCGCCAAGGAGAAUAUCAGAGUGUAUAAGUUCUGGGAGAAGCCCAUUGGACCCCACCCUAUCAACAUGUGGGAGUUGGACUUUAAGAGUCCUGAGAUGUUUGUCAAACUUGUUCCGUUCUUCCAGCUCAACCACGGCAAGCUUUCCGUGCUUAUACACCCACGAAGCCAGGAAGGUGCCUUCCCAGACCAUACUAAGAAUGCCUUAUGGUUGGGCCACAAGUUACCCGUGUACGCCCAAUGCCUCAUCUAUCAUCCUGGUCAGUUUCAUACGGAACACAUGGAUAUGAAAUUGGGCUGCAACGAUGCGGCUCAUUUCGGUAUAGGGGCUGCGAAACUGGUCUACUCCGGAUUUCACGUAGAAUAA